AUGCCGAAGAAGAAUCGACCUGCAACUUCGGGCUAUGCCCGUCUCGCACAGGAGGAGGAUAGACACGAAUUCUUCAACUAUGACGAUUCCGACGAUGACGACCUUCAUGGAGUUAAUUCCAGCAACGUUUCCCAAUCCGCCCCUCGAUAUGCUCCCAUCUCCUCUCGAGCCCAAAUGCAGGCCUCCGGGCUCUCCACACCUCCCGAAUAUCGACGAAGACAUAGUGGUCAUUACCAUCGACGAGGACGCAGGAACUCCGGUGUAGACAUCAAGGCCAUCAACGCGCGUCUUGAACGUUGGGCCGAGGAAAUUGCCUCCAAGUUCAAGAUCAACAAGGUUAAGGGGAAAACGCUAGAGGAGGAGAGGCUGGAAAUUUACCACUCCGUUUUCCAAGCUCCAGAGGGCGUUCGACCGGUCACUGCGGAGACGCUCGAAUCCGAGGAGAUGGAAGGCGCUGCACGGCGAGCGCGGGGUGAAUUCGAAGAUGUGGUGGAAAGUGUCCGUGUGGCGAUCGAGUUAGGGACUCAUCCUCGCAUGAUCUCCCAGGGAAGUUCCGGUAGCUACUUCGCGCGCAACAGCGAAGGGAAAGUGGUGGGCGUCUUCAAACCCAAGGAUGAGGAACCCUAUGCGUCUCGCAACCCCAAGUGGACAAAGUGGAUUCACCGGAACUUGUUCCCGUGCUUCUUUGGACGGGCAUGUUUGAUUCCUAACCUUUCUUACGUAUCGGAAGCGGCGGCCUAUGUCCUUGACGCGCGUCUACAGACUCACAUGGUUCCUUACACCGAUAUCGUCUGGUUAUCCUCGAAAUCAUUCUUCUACGACUUCUGGGACCGGAGAAAAGCCUGGAUGGGCAAGAAACAGCUCCCUCCCAAGGUAGGCAGUUUCCAAGUGUUCCUCAAGGGAUACAAAGAUGCGAAUAUAUUCCUGCGAGAACACCCAUGGCCCGACCAAGCCAACACUGGAUUUCGUGCGGAGGAUGCGCCGAAACGAAAGAAGCGGCCAUGGAACGAGUCCUGUCGUCCAUCCGGGAUCCAUUCGGAUGAUGAGGAUGAAGAUGAAUACGCAGACGGUGAUGUGCCGUCGCCGUCGCCACGCGAACAGAGCAACGAGCGCCGAUUCCAGUGGACCGAAGGGCUCAAACAAUCGUUCAGAGAAGCAUUGGAGAAACUUGUCAUUCUUGACUACAUUAUGCGCAACACAGACCGUGGUCUGGAUAAUUGGAUGAUCAAAAUCGACUCGUUUUCAGAAGAGGUCUCUAUUGUCGCUGAUCCUCCGAAGUCGAACGGGAACAGCCCGCAGCCAGGUAAUGACGAGGAUGAUGACUACUUGCGUCCAGCACAACCUGUUUCCUUGAACCCAAAUCAAAACCAAAGCACCAGCGCACCGUAUCCUUACAAACGUCACGAAACCAUGGUUGCUAUUAGCCGCACCGGGACACCUUUGAGCGGACAACAAGAACCGCCGGUUUCGAUUCAGAUCGGAGCCAUUGACAAUAGUUUGUCAUGGCCAUGGAAGCAUCCUGACGCAUGGCGAAGCUUCCCCUUCGGAUGGCUAUUCCUUCCCGUCUCCCUUAUCGGACAGCCGUUUUCGCAACGAACGAGGGAUCAUUUCUUACCGCUUCUGACUUCGACGGCAUGGUGGAGUGGCACGCAAAUGGCUCUCCGGAAAAUAUUCGCGCAGGACGACGAUUUCAAGGAGAGCAUGUUUGCCCGACAAAUGGCCGUCAUGAAGGGUCAAGCUUGGAAUGUCGUAGAGACUCUGAAGCAUCCGGACCAUGGUCCUUUGGAACUAACAAGGCGGACGCGGGUGUGUGUCUGGGAUGACUUGGUGGAUGUUCCCGUUGCAAUUCCUCUCCGCGCCCCGUCGACAGACGCACAAAAACGCAAGGCGCGGCAAUACGACCCCGACAAUGAGGAGAUGGACAUUGGUGCGGCCAUGUCGUUGCAAUCCGACCACGACCUCUUAGGUCUCGGAUCCCCCUCAAGUGAACUCCCCAACCCGAACCGAUUCGAACUUGCCCGUGAUCGAGGCGAAUCCAGCAAGCUGGGCGGCAGUCCUGCAACGAUCGAUGCGCAUGAAGUCAACCGAGGUAGCAUUGACGGACUUAGCACCAACGGGAGAGACCUGGACAGGAGCUGGGCUACUCUCCCUCCUCGGCCCCAUGCCAAAUCUGCCAGCAUUGGCGGUCACCGUAAGAAUGACUCACUCUCCACUGUCCGCAACCAGGCAGCCUUUGUCUUUGGUAGCGAUGACCUGGAAGGUGACCUGGGGUACGCUGCCGCAGAAGGUAUGGAAGGAAACCAGCGCAAGGUCAUUGUGGAACGUUUGGAGGCCGUUAAGAGCAAGAACCCAGUUUUCACGAAACAGAUCCAGACAAACGGUAACAAUGGCCCCAGAUAUACCCCCUCUGGUCCCUCAAAUCUAUACGACGAUGCGACUUCCGCAAAGGGCCCUGGCAUUAAUGGCACUUUGUGCUUCCCGUCGCGGAUCCGUUGCCCCUCUCCACCCGAGGACCCUGUUUAUGGUUAUUCUAGUCCGGAUGCAGCUGCUUCGCAGUCAGUUGGCUUACAUGGUGAAGGAACAACAGGACAGUCGGAUCCCGGUCGUCAGUCGUCACGCGGCCAUGCGACUGCGCCCUCCAUCGCACCGCCAGGCACCGUCACCGCCACCCACCAGUUUCUCAGCCCCCAACGCCUUCCAUUAUCGAGGACAACCGCGAAAUCAAGGUCGCCACGGCGGGAUUCGAGUCGGUCGAGUAGCGUCGGGAAUAGAGCGGCUGGGUCGCCACAGCGUGCUGUGAGAUUAGAACCGACAUUUGAUGUGCAGUUUGCGACGCCGACAGAGUUUGAGAAUGGGAAUAACGAGAAUGGAGCUACCGGUGCGCAUCAUGGCAGCUUGUUAGAGGAUAUGUAUGGCGUGGAGAGACGGGAAAACCAGCCGCGCAAGAGGAUCAAGACCGUUGAUCCGUUUGAUGAGCAGCAACAGCAGGCGAAACGCAGGAACUUCACAAUGGCCGGGAAUAGUGGGUUGGGGGAAUGGAUGAAGGAAGACCACGGCGAAUCUAAGCAGUCUUUCCCUGCCACAAACAUCGUGGAUCUGACACUAGGUAAGAAGAAUGAAACCACAAACGGUGGUACCCUGCUGAGUUAUGAAUUCCCAGACGCUCCCAAUUACGGCGACGAUGACGACCUGCAAGUUACCGGUUCCAAUAACCUCAGCAUCCAAAGAGUCUGCUACGGAAAGUUAGAAAAUGCGAUGGUUCAAGCGAUUAUGGUUCCUAGACCAGCUGCGCAGAACAUCUUCGGAGACUCGGAACACGACUGGCCAUCGCUAAAGUUAGGAGUGCACAGGGAAGCAAACCAGGGCAACAAUCGGAUAGAUGUAUCUGAUCCCCAUGAGAAAAUAUUCGGAGCAAUAGACUGCAAAACCGCAGCAGUGAUUGUUCCCUUAAUCGAUUCUCCUGCCUUGAAGGUGGAUAUCACGGCUCGAUUGGACGUUCGAAGACGGUCACCAGAUGAAUACCCAUGGGGACCUUGUUCCGCAUUCUACCGUGCAUCUAUCAACCUCUAUGGCCUCAGGAAGGACGCGGACAUUGUCGGGAGACACCUCGGCCAGAAUAAUGUCUGGCUGGGGACUCCGAACUCUGUCGAACAAGGCGUUCCGGUAUUUAAUCCACAUGCAGAACGCCGACGUGCUCAAGCAUCUUUCUUACCAGCAGUAGCGGCGCGUGGUCGGUCGGGGGUUAACUAUGAGGUUCGAACAGCCGAGGAAGUCAACGAUGCCGUCAUGAAGAUGUUUGAUCAGUUGCAAAGUGCGGAGAAUCUCCCAGAAAUGGAGCCUCCUUCGAUUAUUUCCACUCCACUCCUGCGUCACCAAAGGCAGGGACUCUGGUAUAUGACGGAAAAGGAAAAACCGCGCAAAUUCGGCCCUAAGGAAGAAGAUAACAAUUCGCUUUGGAGGAUAGACUAUCGCCCCAACGGGACGAAAAAGUACCGUGAGAUUAUCAGUGGCUUGGUCCUUGAUGAGGAACCUCCGCAAAGCUUGGGCGGUCUACUAGCGGACAUGAUGGGAUUAGGGAAAACGUUAAGUAUCCUUUCGCUUGUCGCAACUUCGCUCGAGCAGGCUAGCGAGUGGGAAAAUAUGACGCCACAUCCGGAGCUCGUUAAAACCCUACCAAGCAUUCGCAAUACCAGAACUACGCUGCUGGUAGCUCCUCUCAGUGCCGUCAACAACUGGGUGUCACAAAUCAAGGAGCAUGUUGUUGAGGACGGCCUUUCUUACUACGUCUUCCACGGCUCGAACCGGACAUCCGACGUCGACAAACUGUCCCAGUAUGAUCUAGUGAUUACGACCUACAGCAUCGUACUCAGCGAGAUAUCCGGGCGUGGUUCAAAACGCGGCGGUAUGAGUCCUUUGACAAAAAUGAACAUGUUCCGGAUUGUGCUCGACGAGGCGCACACGAUACGAGAGCAAAGUGCUGCCCAGACACAAGCGAUCUUCAAGUUGAACUCUGAACGACGCUGGUCGGUAACGGGUACCCCCAUCCAAAACCGCCUGGAUGAUCUCCUUUCUGUGACCAAGUUCCUUGGACUAGUCCCGUAUGAUGAUCGAUCCCGAUUCGCGAUGCAUAUCCUUAGCAGGUUCAAAACUGGUGAUGCUACGGUCUUGGCAAGUCUACGUGUGCUUGUUGACUCGUUUACUCUCCGUCGGGUCAAGGAUAAAAUUGAUAUCCCUACUCGCCAUGAUAAGAUCAUCACCCUCGACUUCUCUGAUAAGGAACGACAGCUGCAUGAAUUCUUCCGGAAGGAAUCGAAUGUGAUGAUGAGUGUGAUUGCCGGCCAAGACCAGACGAAGAUGAAGGGGCGGAUGUACCACCACGUUCUCAAGGCAAUGAUGAUUUUACGACAGAUUAGUGCGCAUGGAAAAGAGCUCUUGGAACCUGAGGACCGUGAGCGGAUUAAGGGGGUUAGCGCACAUGAUGCUAUUGACCUGGAAGAGGGUGGUGAAGUUACGACGGGACUCUCGGAUAAGAAGGCAUAUGAGAUGUUCACGCUGAUGCAGCAAUCGUCAGCAGAUGCUUGCGCAGUGUGUGCGAAGCGUUUGGAGGAGCCGAGUACGGAAACCGGUGCUUCAGACAAGAAAACCGCAAUGGCCAUUGUGCUUCCUUGCUUCGAUGUCCUUUGCCCAGAUUGUUUCUCUGGCUGGAAGAAGGUGUUUAAGCCUCAAACGAAUGGGUCUUUGAACGAUAUAAAAUGCCAGAUUUGCGAAGGAUGGAUUCCAGCAUCAUACUCUACGAUCACUCCGGCAGGCCUCCAGGAAUACGAAGUGAACCAAGCCCAGGCAAAACAGAACCGGAAGCAAGCCAAGGCAAUUGGAGAAUACGAAGGACCGCACACUAAGACGAACGCCCUCCUAGCCUCAAUCCUGGAUUCCGCAGAAGAGACCAAGACCUUUCCCGAAGCCGAGAAACCGAUAAAAUCCGUCGUGUUUUCCGCCUGGACCUCCCAUCUCGACCUAAUCGAAAUUGCCCUCAAAGACAACGGCAUCACAGGCUAUACCCGUCUAGACGGCACAAUGUCCCUCUCAGCCCGCCACCACGCCCUCGAAGCCUUCCACAACGACAACAGCAUCACCAUCCUCCUCGCCACCAUCGGCGCCGGCGGCGUGGGCCUGAACCUAACCGCUGCGUCUAAUGUCUACAUAAUGGAGCCGCAAUAUAACCCCGCGGCUGUGGCACAGGCUAUCGACCGUGUACAUCGUUUGGGGCAGACGAGGGAGGUUAACACGGUACAGUUUGUGAUGAAGGAGAGUAUUGAGGAGAAGAUCUUCGAGUUGGCAAAGAAGAAGCAGCAGUUGGCGGAUUUGAGUAUGAACCGGGGGAAAUUGGAUAAGAAAGACGUUCAGGAGGCGAGGAUGCAAGAGUAUAGAAGCUUGUUUCGGUGA
Messenger RNA from Aspergillus glaucus CBS 516.65, 5943 nucleotides. RefSeq lists its product as uncharacterized. The transcript has 3 exons. The record is from RefSeq and is a predicted model, not a curated record. Gene Ontology annotation, cellular component: fungal-type vacuole membrane; endosome; lysosomal membrane. Gene Ontology annotation, molecular function: ATP binding; ATP-dependent chromatin remodeler activity; 1-phosphatidylinositol 4-kinase activity. Gene Ontology annotation, biological process: Golgi organization; endosome organization; phosphatidylinositol phosphate biosynthetic process. Lineage: Eukaryota; Fungi; Ascomycota; Eurotiomycetes; Eurotiales; Aspergillaceae. The coding region runs from base 1 to 5943 and encodes 1980 amino acids.